ACAUUUGGAACACAAUAACAUUCACAACUCAUUAUUCUUAAUACGACGAAUUUGAUAAAAAUUCACUGUAGAAUUGUUUGCUUGUUUUUGUUAUCUAAAUAAAUUGAUAAAAACAUUUUUAUGAAAAUGUUUAUUCAUCAUUCACUACUUGUGCCAUCUAUGAGUAAAUUUUCCUCAUUUAAAUGGCAGAAUCAGUUUAAAUACCUGUUGAUUUUUGAUCAUCUUUUUCAUUCGAUUAUACCGCUAUAGUAAACAAAGCCAUAACCAUGGCUAUAUUUUGUAAUGUACAACAGGAUCAUUAUAAUCAUGAGAUGGGCAGCAAAAAAAAGCUGUUCAACAACCACAAGACAGGUGAGUCGUAGCUCACACAAUGAUUCACAUAAGUUAUGCCAUGCAAUAAUAAUGACGUUAGCCAGGACCUGUUUUCCGUGCCCUUCCCAACUAUGAUCGCGCCAAAUGAUGCUCCGUCAAAAUAAUUAUUGUGUGAAUGAAUGGCGUGAACUUGUUGCAAUCUCGCAACAUUAUCAUUGAUGAUGUCAACAAGGUUUUCUUAUUUUUCUCUUUUUCAUAUGACAUUAUUGUCUUCAAUACAAUUUCGACAAAGAUGUAGAGCUUACUACAUUAAUUUGGUGUAUAUUCAAUACAACAACAACGACAACGACGACCAAAUCUCAUUUCUCCAUUGCGGGAUCUAUCUUAUAAUGUUUUUUUUCUUUCACCAUAUUUUCAUUAAAACAAUGCUUCAAUCGAAUCUUUUACAUUUUUUCUCAAGCCAUAUCGCUUAUUCUCAUAACAACAAUGAUUGGAUGAAAGACGACCACAUACCGAAAACAAACACCGCAAUCAAUAAUGGUAUCCAUGGAAAUCGUAACAAAAAUGCGUGUUUUCUACUAUAGUGACAAAUAUUAUAAUCACUAUCACUAUCGAUUACAACAAAAAAAAAUCUGAUGCUCAUCAUUCAAUCGUAGAUUUUGGAAAAAUGCAUCGAUUCUUAAACUUUUGUACAAGAUGAUAAAAAAUAGCUUAUAGUUUCUUCGGAUUUAUUCAAUGAACAUUAAUCGGUUUUUUUUUGCUAAUUAAGAUCAUACACACAAAUUCAAAUCAUAUUUUUGAUGAUUCAACCAAUCAUUGUUCAUUAGGCCAUGAAUAAUUUGAUGAAUUUGUAAAUGAAUGAAAGGCGGAGUGAAAUAUCGUCUUUGAUUAUAUAUAAUUGAUCAUCUUUUUAAUAAUAAUACUACGCUUGAAUGGAAGCAUUUCAUCUGUCAACAUAAAUCAUCAUGAUCAUGAUUAUGAAUAAUGGUUGACAUUAUGUGUUGGUGAAAAACUAAUUAAUGAUUUGUUGAUACAUUUUCCUGUUUACUCAUCAUCCCCAUUCGACUCUUGUGCUUUAUUCAUCAAGUUUCCCAAGAUUCUUCUAAUUUUAAACAAAAAAAUCAUGCGUCCAAUCAGACGAGAGGAAACCAAAUCAAGUCCAAAUGUGUUCAUUUUUUUCUUUGAAACGUCAUGCUUUACAAAAACUGCUACCUGGAUGGCAUCUUUAGUCAUUUUUAUUCUUGUCAAUUCAUAUAUCUAUUCAACUUUCGCCGAUAUUUAUGCCGGUGAUCGAAUCGAUCCUUAUUUCACUGCAAGACCAAAUCCAGUAUCUAAUUAUGGCCAAUGGGGCCAUUAUCCAAUCAUGUAUCAAGAUCCGAACCGUCCUUUAGAACCGAUCAAUAAAUAUGAUCCUCGUUAUUCGGCAGUAACACCAAAUACUUAUAAUAGAUAUAGAAUCGAGGAUCCUGGCGAUCUUCGUUGUCGUGAGGCAGUGAAAGAAGGUUUACUCGAAUUUGUUACAGUCACCACCCCAUACGGAACAGUCGAAGGUCGGGUGGUUUAUUUGUGUGAUGAGCCUGGUGUUCCGGAACAUGAACGACCACGUCCAGCCCAAUACGUACCAAUUGGAGCACCACACAAAUAUAGACCGAUUACUCAAUUCAGAAGGAAUGUAACGGCUUUUCUUGGUAUUCCAUAUGCAAAACCACCGACUAAAAAGAAUAAUCUUCGCUUCAAAAGAACUUUGGUUCCAGAUCAAUGGGGUUCGAUUCGAGCCGAUCGAUAUAGAGCUGCUUGUCCCCAAUACAAACGAUAUGUCCACGCUGAUUUGGGAAUUCCGUUUACCGAUGAAGACUGUCUCUAUAUGAAUAUUUUCACACCAUGGGCUGCAACCCAAACAAGAUCAUUAUAUCCUGUAAUGAUUUAUAUCCAUGGCGGUCAUUUUGAUCAUGGUUCUGGAAAUAUUUUUCCUGGCCAUAUGUUGGCAGCUACUCAAGAAGUUGUUGUCGUUACAUUUAAUUAUCGUAUUGGUUUACUUGGAUUCUUGGCUACUUCAGAUAAUUCAUCGGCUGGGAAUUACGGCCUUUUUGAUCAGAUGCAAGCCAUUAAUUUUGUUCGCGAAGUUAUUGUCAAUUUUAAUGGUGAUCCAAAUCGGAUCACUUUGUUUGGACCAGAUGCUGGUGCUGCAAGUGCCGGUUUGUUGGCUUUAUCUCCAUUGACUCGAAGAUAUAUUAAAAGAGUAAUCGCUCAAAGUGGAGCAGCAGUGGCUGAUUGGGCCAUCAUCAAGGAUCCGCUUUACAUGCGAAACAAUACGGUCAUUGCUGGACGAGCAUUUGGAUGUUCAACUCGUACCAGUUAUAUCCUAGUCGAAUGCUUGAAAAGCCGAUCUGCUACUGAUUUUACUACCACUGAGAUAAAGCCUGAUGUUGGAUGGCUUGCUUGGGCACCUGUUGUUGAUAAAUACACACGAACUCAUGAUUCACAAUUACUACCAGAAUUGCCUGAAAACAUUUUGAAUAAACGAUUACUCGCAUUCGAUCCAGAUUUCGCUUAUAUGAGUGGUGUUACCCGAGAUGAAGGAUCACAAUCAUUGUUUUCAGAUGAAGAAUUACAAAAACGAAAUUAUGAAAUCGAUCAGGAACAGUUCACCAAACGUGUAAGAGAUUAUGUUAAAAUUUACAACUAUACUUUGGAUCAGGAUAGAUUGGUUAGCGCAAUUACAUUUAUGUAUUCACCUUGGAACGACCCUGAGAAUAAAACUUUGAUACGUCAAGGUGUUAUCGAUAUGAUUACUGACUCAUGGUAUACAUCACCGAAUGAUAAAAUGGUCAAAUUGAUGCUCAAAAAUAAUGUUGUUACUUAUAUGUACAUGCUUAAUUAUACGAUUCAAGGUCUUAAUCUUCCAUCCUGGAUCGGUGUUCCACACGAUACCGAAUAUUUGCUUGCUUCUGGAGCUCCUUUCAUGGAUCCAAGAUUUUAUCCGAAAGCUUUAAAAUUAGAUUUAGCUCAAUGGACUGAACAAGAUCGAAAUAUUAGUCAAUUGUUCAUGGAAACCUGGGCCAAUUUUGCCAAAAAGCCAGUUUGUACAUCUAAUGCAUGGAAUUGUGGUCCAACUCCAUACGCUUUAUUUAAUACGAUUAUUUGGAAGCCAAUGUCUUUAAAUAAUCUCCAAUAUUUAGCCAUCAAUUCAACCAACUAUACGACAAAUAUACCAUUCACAAGUGACUGGGAAAAUUCAGAUUGGACAUUGAUCACUUUUCCAUAUUCAACAUCUACAAUGUGGAGAAAUUAUAAACAGAAAUCGGCUCAAUUCUGGAAUUCAUACGUAACUCAACUGGUUGAUACGGCUCCAAUUACUUGGAUGCCAACUGUUGAGCCAUAUUUGGAUGAACUCAGAAUUUAUCGUGCAGCAACAUGGAGCAUUUUGGCCACGUUGAUUGUUCUUCUAUUUUUUACUCUGAUGUGUUCAUGCCUUUAUUGUCGAGCAAAAAGCUAUAGAUACACCGAAGAAUAUGUUCCAGUUCCUGUUCUAGAUCAGCCAUAUGCUCCCGCGUCGGCUCGUGCAAAUUCGGAAAAUAAUCUCAAUUACAUUCAAACAAUGCGAUAUCGUAACAACAAUGAAUAUAUUCCUCAAUCACCGUCUGUAAUGAUGAAUAAUUCGAAUCAUAAGACUAGAUCUAUGGAAAAGUUAUAUUCACCAAGAUAUGAUAGACAUACUGAAGUUUAAACCAUUAUUGUUUGCUUUGGCGCCGUUAUUUAAAAAUCUCGUAAACUUUAUGCACUGUUUUGGCUAACUAUGAUUGCUUUUGCGUCCAACAGAUGGCGU
Messenger RNA from Dermatophagoides farinae (American house dust mite), 4138 nucleotides. Its product is annotated as cholinesterase. The record is from RefSeq and is a predicted model, not a curated record. NCBI's taxonomy places the organism in Eukaryota, Metazoa, Arthropoda, Arachnida, Sarcoptiformes, Pyroglyphidae.